Notechis scutatus (mainland tiger snake) is the source of this 312-nucleotide messenger RNA. NCBI's taxonomy places the organism in Eukaryota, Metazoa, Chordata, Lepidosauria, Squamata, Elapidae. The record is from RefSeq and is a predicted model, not a curated record.
AUGAAGUUCUUGGAUAGACGACAUUCAACUUUGUGCUGUAAUUAUUUCUUCUCUGGAGCAAUUGCUGAUGCUGGUUUUGAUAAACUGCCAAAGCUGAUAAGGACAGAAAAGAAGUGAGUUGUCAAUCUGGGCCUUCUGAAGGUGGAGGAUGAGCUUGGGGAGUUUUCCAUUGAAGAUUGAAAUGGCUUAGAUGAAGUUGAAGAUGCACACAUACGGGAAGAUAAUUAGGAUGAUGAUAAUAUGGAAGAGAAUUCCUCAAAUCACUUAAAAAAGAAGUCUGUGAACAAUGACUUGCCAUCUGGGGAUUUAUAG